Messenger RNA from Homarus americanus (American lobster), 1416 nucleotides. Its product is annotated as extensin-like. Lineage: Eukaryota; Metazoa; Arthropoda; Malacostraca; Decapoda; Nephropidae. The record is from RefSeq and is a predicted model, not a curated record. The transcript is spliced from 4 exons. Bases 1 to 1416 code for a protein of 471 amino acids.
AUGUCCCUGGCUAAACCCUUUACCUCCUGGCCCUCCUCCCCUCGCCAGCAGAGUGUGGCCCGCUGUGUGGCCGCCAUGAGCCCACCCCGCCAGCACACCCCCACUUCAGCCUGUCCACCCUCCUCCUUAGCCACCUCCCUUACCCUGCCACACCCUCCACCUGCCAAAACCUCCCCGGCCCACCUCCACCCGGUCACACUCUCCAACCAGGCCACACCUCCACCCGACCACACUCUCACCAGGCCACCCUCCACCCUCUCACCAGCACCCUCCAUCCGACUCUACUUUUCACGCCACACCCUCCACUCCACCCCCUUCUUCUGGCCUAUACCCUCCACGGCCACACCCUCCACCCGACCUCACUCUCCAACCAGGCCACACCCUUCACCCCCGCCACUCUCCAACAGGCCACCUCCACCGACCACUCUCCCAACAGGCCCCCUCCACCCGACCCUCUCCAACCAGGCCACCUCCACCCGACCACUCUCCCCCAGCCACCUCCACUCCCACACUCUCCAACCAGGCCUCACCCGACCACACUCUCCCCAGGCCACCCUCCACCCGACCUCACUCUCACCAGGCCCCCCUCCACCCGACCACACUCUCCAACCAGGCCACCUCACCGACCUCACUCUCCUCCAGGCCCCACCCCCCGCCCGGCCACCCCCUCAACCAGCCACACCCCUACACCAGGCCAAACCUCCAACCAGCCACACCCUCCACCUGACCAAAACCUCCACCCGACCCUCCCCAACCAGGCCCCACCCUCCACCCGGCCACACUCUCCACCCGGCCACACCCUCCACCCGGCCACACCCUCCACCUGGUACUGAGAAGAUUAAAAGAACCUUCAAAAUAACCACUACUAAACAACCUGGACAUAACAUAUACGACGACGAUGUUUCCGAAGUGGACAAGUUACGUCACGACCCAGAACGUCCCAGCUUACAAGAGGAUUUUGAUGUUAAGCUGAUGGUGUACAUCUCCCUCGGGGGUAACAUCUCCCGUGGUGCAACAUCUUCCUCGGCUGCAACAUCUCCCUCCGGGUGUUACAUCUUCCUCGGCUGCAACAUCUCCCUCGGGUGUUACAUCUUCCUCGGCUGCAACAUCUCCCUCGGGUGCAACGUCUCCCUCGGGUUCAACAUCUCCCUCGGGUGCAGCAUCUCCCUCAGGUUAAACAUCUCCCUCGGAUGCAACAUCUCCCUCGGGUGCAGCAUCUCCCUCGGGUGCAACGUCUCCCUCGGGUUCAACAUCUCCCUCGGUGUGUACCAUCUCCCUCCCGGGUGUAACAUCUCCCUCAGGUGUAACAUCUCCCUCCCAGGUGCAACAUCUCUCGGGUUCAACAUCUCCCUCGGUGCAACAUCUCCCUCGGGUGCAACAUCUCCCUCCAGGUGUAACAUCUCCCUCCCGGGGUAA